This is a messenger RNA of Cetraspora pellucida, 1641 nucleotides long. Lineage: Eukaryota; Fungi; Glomeromycota; Glomeromycetes; Diversisporales; Gigasporaceae. The record is from the annotation of a GenBank genome assembly.
AUGUUUGUUAAAAAACUUAGUGUAGAAACUGGUGUAUCAGAACAAGUUCUUCGAUUAUUACUUACAAUUUUAUUUGCUUAUCCUAUAUCUCUCAUAUAUAGAUUAACACUCGUUCGCCCUUUAAAAACAAAAUGGGCUCCAUUUAUUCGUAAUCUUUAUGUUGUCAUUACGGGCCUUUCCCUUUCUUACUUUUUCAAUGGACAUCAUAUCAAACAUUCAUUAAUAACUACUAUUGUAACUUGGCUAUUCUGUUAUCUUGGAAGUAUUUUUCGGAACCGAGUUUUAUCCGCCAUUGCUUCCUUUCUUUUCAACGUGACCUAUCUCCUUGUUGGUUAUUACAUGACCGCGACUGAUGACUAUGAUGUAUCCUGGACUAUGCCACAAUGCGUUCUUUGUUUAAGAAUGAUAGGUUUCGCAAUGGAUUUCAUGGAUGGAGAAAAAUUAUUAAAGUCCAAGCCACCUGUUAAUGUCAAAGAGAAUAUCACUAAUACUAACGAAAAGAACACUGAUACAAAAAAAGUUUCACAACAAACAGAUUCUUCAAUUAGUACGCGUCCACAGAAACAACCAAUUUCAUUCGAAAAGAAUAUUCAAUUAGGAACAUUACCACCUUUAAUUGAAACUAUUGGAUACGCGAAUUUCUUUGGUUCUUUCCUUAUUGGUCCACAGUUCUCUUUCCAUCUUUAUCGAAAAUUCAUUACCAUGUCAUUAUACCCUGAUCCUUCAAAUAUUCCUCCAAGAUGUUAUUGGUUUGCAUUGAAAAGUUUCUUACUUGGUGCGCUAUAUUUAGGUGUACAACAAGUUGGUUCUGGAUAUUUUCCACAAUCUUAUUUGUUAACCGCUGAAUAUGCCGCCAAACCUUUUAUUCAUAAAUUAAUAAUUAUGUGGUGGACUGGAAAAUUUAUUCUUUCAAAAUAUCUUGGAAUCUGGACAUUAUCAGAAGGUGCAUGCAUUCUGUCAGGCAUUUCUUUUAAUGGUUACGACGAUAAUGGAAAUCCAAAAUGGGAUGGUUUAUCAAACAUUGAAAAGUGGAAUUUUGAAUUUGCUACAUCUCUUACACAAAUUAUUACUUCUUUUAACACAAACACCAAUCUAUGGACAAAACUUUACAUAUUCAAACGACUUGUUUUUCUUGGAAACAAACAAUUAUCUUCCAUAUUAUCAUUAGUAUUCCUCGCUCUUUGGCAUGGUCUCCAUUCUGGUUAUUAUUUUUGUUUUAGUUUGGAAUUUUUUGAUAUAGAAGCUGAAAAACGAUGGGCUAAACGAUUUGAAAGAUAUACUAAACCAUUAUAUCUUUCUCAAAAUAAUUCUAAUCCUAAAAUUAUGUUUGGGAAAUAUUUACAUUUAUUUAUUGGUUGGUUUGGUCAAACUUGUGCAUUACAUUAUGCUAUCAUUUCAUUUGGUUUAUUGAAAUGGGAUCAUGUCAUUUCUGCUUAUAAUUCUGUAUAUUGGAUAGGUCACUUGACUGUUUUUGGUUUAUUAUUGUUUGAUAUCAUUUUACCAAAACCAAAAACUAAAAAGGUUGAUAAAGAAACUAAUGGAAUUGUUAAGGUCGAUAAAGAAUCUAAAAACGUUAAUGGUGGUUAUAAGUCGGAUAGGAUUAAUGGUUAUAUCAAAAAUGACUCGAAAAUUGAAAGAUAA